Molecule: messenger RNA, 1170 nt
Organism: Culicoides brevitarsis
Lineage: Eukaryota; Metazoa; Arthropoda; Insecta; Diptera; Ceratopogonidae
Product: UPF0415 protein C7orf25 homolog
Exons: 2
Coding region: 18-1118 (366 amino acids)
Source: RefSeq, a predicted model, not a curated record
GGCAAAAAAAAAAUAAAAUGGAAUUGGAAAAAUUGGUUGAAGCUGCGGAGGAAAAAAUUAGUUUGGGAAAGAGUUUGAUUGAGGAGCUGAAGGAUUUGGCAAAAGUUGAUGGCGUUAAUAAGGUUGAGAGGAAAAUUAGGCAGGAAAUUAAGUUUCUUGAAAAGGUGAAAAACAAUGGAAAAAUCCAAAUCAGCAACAUAAUGUGUUCGAAUCUCACGUACUUCAAAUCUCUCGUUUUCGUCUUGCGCCAAGUUCGAGGCCUGAAAGCUGUCGAUUACCCAAUUCCCAUAACGAAUUGCGACAAAACUCUCCGAAUUGACAUUGUCUGUGAUAACGGGGCGACUUGGAUCAAAGUCAUCGCUCGCAACUCCAAAUCCAUCAAAGACACUGUCGAGGGAAAAGGCAGCUACAUGGCACGCAGCAUCGUCGAUCAAGCCGAAGACAUUGUUGACGCCGCACAACUCAAUCCGCACUUGUAUCACGCUCCCAAAGUAAUUUUCCAAUUCGCGAACGAAAUCGAUGCCGAGCUCCAAGCAAAUUUGGAAGAAAUUGGCGUCGAAGUGCGAAGUUUGCAUGAGUUACCGACGAAAAAAGAGGAAAACGUCACGCAAGAAAUCGAUAUUUUGAACCUGGAUGUGACCACGUUGAUCGCUUAUACCUCAAAUUUGACAAACGGUUUCAGUUUUUGCGAGUUUGGCGAUCACAUUUUGAACCAACAAGCGGAAAUGGAGCGAAAAAAUCCCGUAAAGCCCGUUUUAGACGCGAUUUUCAAGGAUAAAAAGUUGAUUUGUUGCGAGACGGCGGUAAAAUCCUUCACUGACAUCCUGAAUUUUCUCGGAGGACCGCAGGAGAAGGAACGCGCGAAGCAAUUUCUCGAGUCAAUUUCAAUACUGCCCGAUACGGAAGAGACUCCCGAGGAAUUUUGUGAUGUUUUGAUCACGGCACAGGUCAAAGAGCGGAGUUUGAAGAUUUUUUCCUUUGGGAUUGUGCACAAAGCGAUCACUGUGACCUCAAAUGAGGGCUUUUAUCGUUCCGUGAAGAUGCAAGGAGGACUCGAUAUUCCCGUUUUUCUGCAUGAGGCACGAGCGUUGACUGAAUUGAAAGAACUGAAGCACUAAAAAUUGACUUUCUGUAAAUAAAUUAGAACAAAAAAAAUUAUUAAAAAUUAUU